CAGAGGACCGACCGAGGAAUGGCUGAGGAACAGGCGGAAUGACAGAUCUGCCCUGAGGAAGAGCUACUUGACAUACUGACUGAAAGUACAGAGCAGCUUUUUUGACACAUCUGCUGCUCUCGCUCCCUUUUCUCUCCCUUCAACUCUCUCACUCUUCGGACAGAGACUCUGGUCCCCCGUACUCGAUUUUCCGCUCUCUUCCACUGUCUAACUCUCUUCCAACAGAAUCUCUGCCGCUUUCAUUCUCUUCUGUUUCCCUUCUGCUCUCAGGCUGAUAUAGACUCUCCAAGUUACUUUUUCACAUGCAUUUUGUUCCUGAGAGAACUGACCACGCCAGGAUUCCGUAGCAGGAUGUUCUCUUCAGUAAUCAGGCACAAUGAUGUCAGUCUGUUUAUUUAGACAAUAAACAAGACUAUUGUCCAGCUAACCGGUGAUCACAUUUUGGUCUGUUUGAAGGCAAGCAUUUGUGAUACAGGUAGUGAGGUGAUCUGAGAGGAACAUGGCCAACCCAUACAUCAUUCUACAGCAUUCCCUUUGGAUCUACCCCAUCAGUAACACCACCAGACUACAUUUUGCCCAGUAACGUACUGUAAUAAACGGUUAAAGACUACAGAUAAAAAAAUGGAAACAACCCUUAUCGUGACUCUGGAGGAGCAAAAGUGUCUGGCCAUGUCAACAUCAACUGACAGGGCCUUCACACCACAGUCACCGCAACUGACACGGACACACCAUUUCACUUCAAACUCUGGUCCAGGGGCUAAUAACCAUAGCCCCUUAAAAAGCAAUGUGGAUGGAUGUCUGACUGGAACGCUCAGUCUAGAACUUUUGGAAUUGGAACUAAACCCCCAGGACAGAUUGCAGCACAACAGAGAGGUUGAUGGGUACUCUAACAUUCCCAUAGCUCCAGGGAUGAAGAGAGUUCUAUCUCUCACUCCUGAUGUGUCACUUCCUGAAAGUCUAGAACCUGAGCCAGUCCAGAUUUUCUGUCCUUUAGAUCCCUUUAAUGAGCCAGACAGAGGGUCUUCACCAUCAUCUAAUGAUACCAACAACAAUGGAUUGGAUUUACAAAACACUUCUCAGGUUUCAACUGAGGACACCUGCCCAGCCUCCAAUAUAAUGGCUCCUAUGAAUAUGGAAAAUGAGAUUCUCACUCCUAUGAUUGAAGGAGAUGACAAACCUACAGAAUCAGCAAAUUGCAAUGUUCGUCUCUUUUGUCAGCUACCGGACAUAAUGCCUCAAUAUACCUACCUCAAUAUGAAAGAGACAGGACUGGAGUUGGAUGUUGGAGACAGACAGACCGAGACAUGCCUGGAGUUGGAGGUUGGAGACAGACAGACCGAGACAAGCCUGGAGUUGGAGGUUGGAGACAGACAGACCGAGACAUGCCUGGAGUUGGAGGUUGGAGACAGACAGACCGAGACAUGCCUGGAGUUGGAGGUUGGAGACAGACAGACCGAGACAUGCCUGGAGUUGGAGGUUGGAGACAGACAGACCGAGACAGGCCUGGAGAUGGAGGUUGGAGACAGACAGACCGAGACAUGCCUGGAGUUGAAGGUUGGAGACAGACAGACCGAGACAUGCCUGGAGUUGGAGGUUGGAGACAGACAGACCGAGACAGGCCUGGAGAUGGAGGUUGGAGACAGACAGACAGAGACUAAUUGGGAACACACAGAAGACAACACUGUCCAGUGUCAAGCCCCCACAGAGAAUGAAUAUAUCCCUCCUCUUUUGGUCCAGUCAGGGGCAGAUGUUUGCCAUAUCACUAACCCUAUUGCACACAGCACCAUCACCUUCUCAGAUUACACCUUUAUUCCCUCCACCUGUAACUCCUCCACUGAACACAGCUUUGACUGCAGUGACUCUUUCUCAGAGGAAAAUGAGGAAGGUGAUGAUGAGGAUGAGGAUGUCUUCCCAGAGCAGACUCAGAGCAGGGAGUCCCUGGUCAUUUGGAAGGGAUUGAGCAGCCGCAGAGUAGUGAGGAAUGGAUGUAUGAGUUUGCGAUCUCUAGCACCAGCCAACUCUGCCCCCAACACCACUGUCAGCUCCCACCACUCAUCCUUCUCUUCCCCCAACAGCCAGAACCAUGGCAGUUACAAGGCAGAGAUCAACAACAUGGAGUCUCCGUGGUGUGAGUCUAUGAGCCGGCUGAUGAAGAAACUGGACCAGCUUAAUCUAGACAUAGAGGAGGCGCUGAGCACCUCCUCCUCCCCAUCAGACACACCCUGUGCCACACGUAAACACCAGUGUGGAGCUGUAUCUGGGGUGGCAGUAAACCAAUCUGUUAAGGAGGAGGACAACACAUUUCUGCAUCGAGGGGGUCUGGACACAGGAGAAUGGCCCAGACAGGACCAAGACAAGAUCGCUCUACAUAGCUCAACGAUAGCAACCGGAACAGGGACUGAGAAGACAGUCAUGUGCAGCAAGAUAACCCAGCCAGGUUCAGAACUCGAGGCGAAGGAGGCAUGUGAUUGGCUACGGGCAGCAGGAUUCCCACAAUAUGCUCAGCUCUUCGAAGACUCUCAGUUCCCGAUUGACAUCUCUCCCGUCAAGAAAGACCAUGACUUUCUGGAUAAAGACCUGGUGGAACCUCUCUGCAGACGACUCAACACCUUGAAUAAGUGUGCCUCUAUGAAACUAGAUGUUAACCUUCCUAAAAAGAAAACGGAAGACUCGGAUGAGGAAGACCUGUUUGCCAUCAGUGACAGGUGGACAUUUGAGUGGACGAGCCGCCGCUGGUCCAGGCUGAAGGGACAAGCACCGUGUCACAGGGAGGGGCUGGGGGAGGGGCGAGGCCUGCGGACCACUACCAGCAGCGAGAGUGUUCUGACUGACCUCAGUGAGCCAGAGAUCUCGUCCCUCCACAGUGAAAGCAGCGAAGGGAGCGUCCAUCAGGCCGCCGAGGACUCGGACUGUUCUACCAGGACCUACUCUGACUCUCCAGCCAUGCCUGAACCUGAAUCCACCUCCCUUACCCUGCCUUGCCUCACUGAGCAGCCCCCCCACUAUGGGUCGCUGCCCGCCAAAAACAGCCAUUCUGGUCGGACCCGAGCCAAGGACUUCCUGCGACGCAUGGAGACGCUCCGUUCCCGGGGAACACUGGGUAGAGGGCGGAACAAGACCCUGGUGAUUAGCGCUCCGGUGCUGCAGACAGAGCCACAGGCCCUGAAGACACUGCACUGUGUGGGGAUCACCAAUGGGGGCAGGUCGGGGGCAGUGGAGGUCCCCCCUGAGGGACUAACCCUCACCCCGGCCCCCCAGUGCCCCUCCAGCAGUGAGGGCAGUCACUCCAGUGGAAGCGCUGUCUCCUCACCCACCAUUAAGGAGAGGAAAGCCUCCCAUGAGAGGACUGAGCGGUUAGAUACCAAACGCAGUGGGAUGUACCUGGAGGACCUUGUCCUGUUCUCCAGUCUUCCGCGGAACAGGGGCAUGGCGGAACACAACCAGUGCAACGAGUUCCGCUCAUACGAGGACCUAGUGGUCCACAUCCCAAAAGACCAUAAGCCUGGCACCUUCCCCAAAGCCCUGUCCAUAGAGAGCCUGUCCCCUGUCAUGACGGCGCCAGUCCGCUGGCAGGGCAGCGGCACACUCAAGCCCCACCCAAACCGCCUGUCUAGCCCCAUGCAGUCCCACCAUCACCCGGCCCCCAGGGGAGGACCACGGGGCAGCAGGAUGAGUGUGUACGACAACGUCCCCGGGUCUCAUCUCUACGCCUCCACUGGGGACCUCAUGGACCUGGAGAAGGAGGACCUGUUUCCCCACCUAGAUGACAUCUUGCAGCACGUCAACGGCCUGCAACAGAUUGUGGACCACUGGUCCCAGAACCUGCUGCCCCCUGGGGGCCUGGAGGAGGGCCGGGGCAGGUGGAGGGAUGGACAGGAGAUCCAGCCUGCAGGUCUGCAGUCCUCCAGCCAGAUCACACUGGACUUUGAGGGGAUGUCGGUUCUGGAGGGACAGAGCACAGCCAGUGACAGGGAUAGAGAUGGGGUGUCCCUCAAUGAGACAGAGGGUACCGGACUCAGGGAGAGGAGGGAUUCAGGAGUAGGAGCAUCACUAACCAGACCCAACCGUCUGCGAUGGCCCAGCUUCCAGAUGUCCAACCGGCUCAGCCACUCAGUGGCCUCGCUCCAGAUCACCAACCAAUCUGCAGGCCAGCUCAGCUUGCUCCAGAAGUUCUCUCUCCUCCGCCUCACAGCCAUCAUGGAGAAAUACUCCAUGUCCAACAAACACGGAUGGACCUGGUCGGUUCCAAAGUUUAUCAAGAGGAUGAAGGUACCAGACUACAAGGACAAGAAUGUUUUUGGUGUUCCUCUGUUAGUUCACGUCCAGCGCUCUGGUCAACCCCUUCCCCUCAGUCUGCAGCAGGCCCUCCGAUACCUGCGCAGCCAGUGUCUAGACCAGGUGGGUCUGUUUCGUAAGUCUGGUGUUAAGUCUCGUAUCCAGGCACUGAGGCAGAUGAAUGAGUCGUCCCCUGACAAUGUGAGCUAUGAGGACCAGUCAGCAUAUGAUGUAGCAGACAUGGUCAAACAGUUCUUCAGAGACCUGCCUGAACCCCUGCUCACCAGUAAGCUGGGAGAGACUUUCCUACACAUCUACCAGUAUGUUCCUAAGGACCAGCGGUUGCAGGCGCUACAGGCAGCCAUCAUGCUGAUGUCUGACGAGAAUCGGGAGGUGCUCCAAACGCUGCUUUGCUUCCUGUCUGAUGUCACUUCCUCUGUGGAGGAGAACCAGAUGACACCCAUGAACAUUGCUGUGUGUCUGGCCCCGUCCCUGUUCCACCUCAACAUCCUGAAGAAGGACAACCUCUCUCCCAAGGCCAUGCAGAGAAAGUAUGCAACAGGCCGACCUGACCAGAAGGACCUGAACGAGAACCUUGCUGCAACUCAGGGCUUGGCCCACAUGAUCAUAGAGUGCAAUCGGCUGUUUGAGAUCCCUCACGAGAUGGUGACCCAGUCCAGGAACUCGUACAUUGAGGCAGACCUCCACGCCCCCACCUUAGAGGAGCUAAGCAGACAGCAGGAGGAGGAGGACGGGGCCUACCCGAUGGAGGCCGGAGCGUACCAGACACAAACAGGGGGGGGCCGGCCCCAGAACCUGUACCAGACACACAUGGAGAGGAGGCUACAGGAGCUGCUGAAGGAGGCCAGAGAGAAGGCCAAAGGCUGGGUGUCCUGCGCCAGCUCAGACAGCACUGAGCUCCAUUGUAAGAAGGCGGGUGAUGGGAACCCUUUGCGGCGGUGGCGCGUGGCGGUGGAGGUGGAGGCCCCUCCCUCGGUGGUUUUGAACCGGGUGCUGCGUGAGCGCCACCUGUGGGACGUGGACCUGCUGCAGUGGAAGGUUGUUGAGACGCUGGACAAGCACACUGAGAUGUUCCACUACGUUUUAAACCGCAUGCCCCCUCAUCCCAGCCGGGACUUCCUGGUCCUUCGGUCGUGGAGGACUGACUUGCCCAAGGGGACAUGUGCCUUGAUGUGUGUGUCUGUGGAGCAUGAAGACUGUCCCCCAGUUGUUGGAGUGAGGGCCGUUGUUCUAGAGUCCAACUACCUGCUAGAACCCUGCGGCUCUGGGAAGUCCAGGCUCACUCAUAUCUGCAGGGUAGACCUCAAGGGGCGGAGUCCUGAGUGGUACAACAAGGCAUUUGGUCACCUUUGUGCCGCGGAAGCCGCUCGCAUCCGCAACUCAUUCCAACCAAUCAGCACAGAGGGACCAGAGACCAAGAUCUGACAUAAAGAUAGAGCCACCAAUACCUGACGACAAGAGGCACAGCUGAAGAUUGAAAGGAUCAAAUGGAACAUCUGACGGACAGUUAAAACAACACCACUAUUCCCUCUGACCAUGGAAGAUGUCAUUUUCUAUUUAGUUUCUGCAUGUUGAAACAUCAGAAUUCAUCAAAACUCAGCAGUUGAUCUACUGGGAAUGGUCAAUGUUUAUGUUGGCCUUGUUCUUUAAGCACAAUGUGACACAAGAACACGGAGACUAAAGAGAAUUGGAGCUUCUCUGGAAUCUCUUAAAAAAUGACACAAGAAAACCUCUUUUGAUUUUAUUAUGAUAAUAUUCAGAUUUUAUUAUGAUAUUAUUAAGACAUUAUUUGGAUGCUGUUAUUGUUUUUAUUGGUGUAUGUUUACUUUAUUAUUAGUAUUAUUAUUGCCCUAAGGGGAACAGAAUGAUCCAGCCAAUGUCCAUUAAUAUUUAGAACUACAAUUCAUUUCUGAUGUUAUAUUCUUGACAUUAUAAUCGUUAUUAAUAUUAUUACGGUCAUCUACGAUGUCUAAGACAUUUCAGCUUUUCAAUGCUUCUGGGAAGCAUGUUUAUUAUUUAAUUAUUGUAAAAUGUAAAGCUCUAUAUUAGAUAUGAUGUGGGUACACAUACAGUGGGGAGAACAAGUAUUUGAUAAAAUGCAAAUUAAUUAUAAAAAAAUCAUACAAUGUGAUU
Esox lucius (northern pike) is the source of this 6429-nucleotide messenger RNA. It is a transcript of the gene stard13b, whose product is annotated as StAR-related lipid transfer (START) domain containing 13b. Gene Ontology annotation, biological process: actin cytoskeleton organization; regulation of Rho protein signal transduction; signal transduction. The record is from RefSeq and is a predicted model, not a curated record. Gene Ontology annotation, molecular function: protein binding; lipid binding; GTPase activator activity. The transcript has 17 exons. The coding region runs from base 622 to 5721 and encodes 1699 amino acids. Lineage: Eukaryota; Metazoa; Chordata; Actinopteri; Esociformes; Esocidae.